Molecule: messenger RNA, 1521 nt
Organism: Fopius arisanus
Lineage: Eukaryota; Metazoa; Arthropoda; Insecta; Hymenoptera; Braconidae
Gene: Rad9
Product: cell cycle checkpoint control protein Rad9
Exons: 5
Coding region: 56-1405 (449 amino acids)
Biological process (GO): DNA replication checkpoint signaling; cellular response to ionizing radiation; mitotic intra-S DNA damage checkpoint signaling
Cellular component (GO): checkpoint clamp complex
Source: RefSeq, a predicted model, not a curated record
UCUGCUGAAUAAUAUAUAAAUCUAAUUUCAUUGCUGAGAAUUAUAUCGUGUAAUAAUGAAAUGUGUCAUACCGUGCGCCAAUGUGAAAGUUAUGGCGAGAGCUUUUCAUGCUUUAGCAAAAAUUGGAGAGGAGAUGUAUGUUAUGCCACAGGAGAGAAGCCUGUCAUUUCGUUCAGUAAGCAUGGCUAACUCAGCUUAUUGUGAUUUCACUUUUGGAGAACACUUUUUUACGCAUUAUAAUUAUGGAAAUCUCAGUGACAAUGAUGCACUCAAGUGUAAAGUCCCCAUGCGAGCUGCAAUGGCUGUCUUCAAGACCCCGGGUGUAUUAGAUAAAUUGAUUGAGAGUUGCCAGAUCAGGCUGCAUCCAAAUGCUAUUAAACUGAUGAUAAUCUUGAAGUACAAAAACAGCGUCACCAAGAGAUUUUUAUUACCCAUCAUCGACUGCGAAGCAUUACAGGCGUCAUAUGACACAGACACAGCCUCCAACCAAAUUAUUGCUCAUCCAAGUAUUCUCGGAAAUGCUCUCCACAACUUUCAACAGAAUCUCAUUGAAAUUACACUGGACGUUAGUGCUGAUAAAAUGUUGAUGAGAAAUUACAUCGAUGACACCUCUAGUAGUACAAAUGCGACGAGGACUCAGCUGGCCUUGGCAAUUGGUGAAUUUACAUCCUACAAAAUUGAUAAAGCUGCUUGCUUAACAUUUUGUUUGAAGGAAGUAAGAGCUAUAUUGACGUUUGCAGAGAUGGUAGGUACUCAGCUCAGGAUUCAUUUUGAAAGCGCUGGAAAACCAGUGAUAUUCCUGUUGAAAAGUGCAGCAUUCGAGGCCCAUCUAGUCCUCUCAACACUUGAUCCGGAGAAUCAGUACCCACCUGAUACCACAAUUCGAGAUAAAAGGCAGACAUCCAAGAAGAGGACCGCCGCAAAAUCGAAGAAGCAAACUGCCCAGAAGAAAAAAGCAAAUAAUAUUGAACGAUCAACCAAGACUGCAGAGACUUUUGGCAAUAUUUUGGCAUUAGUCCAUCAGAGAGAUAAAAAUCCAGGCAAUUCGAUUAUUGAUGAACCUGAGCUGAUUUCAGCAAUUAGAUCAACGAGUAUUGAUUCAAGAACCACCAGCAAUGGAGUUUCAACUGCUAAAUCUCAAAGGAUAUCGACAAUUUCCACUGUUCAGUCCUCAGGUAGUGCAAUACCUAGAAGAACAUCCUUAUUUCCCAAUCCAUUGGAACGUCGUCACAGAGAUUCUCAGGAUGACAAUGAGAAUGACGAUACCGUACCAGACUCGCCUCCACCACCGGCCAAAAGAGCCAAAACUAUUUUCAAGAGGUGCUUCGAGAACACUUUUGAUCCAAAAAUGCUUCCUGGCCAUGAAACACUCCUCGCCAAUGUUUCAGAUGAAGAAAACAUUUGAAUUGAGUCAAUUCAAACCGUAAAAUUUCCAUGAACAUAGAUAAUUUAUUGUUUCUCUGCGAAUACAUGUAUUUUUGCUAUAUUUUUGUACUUUCAUAAUUUUAGAAUAGAAAUUUA